This is a messenger RNA of Pseudophryne corroboree (corroboree frog), 958 nucleotides long. Its product is annotated as histone H2B 1.1-like. Bases 112 to 492 code for a protein of 126 amino acids. NCBI's taxonomy places the organism in Eukaryota, Metazoa, Chordata, Amphibia, Anura, Myobatrachidae. The transcript has a single exon. Gene Ontology annotation, cellular component: nucleosome. The record is from RefSeq and is a predicted model, not a curated record. Gene Ontology annotation, molecular function: structural constituent of chromatin; protein heterodimerization activity; DNA binding.
UAGUGUAGCUUGCAUUGGUGAUGCCUCGUUUGCAUAAGCUGCCUAUAAAUAAAACAGAUGUGUGAGAUGACCGCACAGAUUUUCUACAUUGUGUCGAAGAGAUCCUAAAGAAUGCCUGAUCCAGCAAAGUCUGCUCCGGCGCCUAAGAAAGGCUCUAAGAAAGCGGUGACCAAGACCCAGAAGAAGGAUGGGAAGAAGCGUAGGAAGAGCAGGAAGGAGAGUUACGCCAUUUACGUCUACAAGGUGCUGAAGCAGGUGCACCCUGACACCGGCAUCUCCUCCAAGGCUAUGGGCAUCAUGAACUCCUUUGUCAAUGACAUCUUUGAGCGCAUUGCUGGGGAAGCUUCUCGCCUGGCUCAUUACAACAAGCGCUCGACCAUCACCUCCCGGGAGAUCCAGACCGCCGUACGCUUGCUGCUGCCGGGAGAGCUGGCCAAGCACGCCGUGUCCGAGGGCACCAAGGCUGUUACCAAGUACACCAGCGCCAAGUAAUCACUCCCUUCUCUGACCCACAUCAACACAAAGGCUCUUCUAAGAGCCACCCACCUCCUCUCUAAUCGGGCUGAAACUAUGAUGGGUAUUAUAUGUGCUACUUGCAAAUCUGCCUUAUUGUAUCUCCGCUUCCAUGAACUGUAUAUUCACUUCCAAACUAAAGCGGGGUCAUAUAGUCAUCAUAUUACAGAUGUCAGCAUUAGUGCUUACAUAAAGCAAUCCAUAGAGCAGUGACUGCCCGUGUAGCUGCUGCAGAACUAGAGAAUUAUUGUAUCUUAUUCCAAUGUUACAAAGUAUCAGUAGAUUGUAGCAAUUGGUCCCGUUGUUCGUAUCACUUUGAAUCUCCUAUAAACACAGUUGCUAAAAGGUUGUUUGUCUUUCAAGAUGCCCUGUGUAGAAUGCUAUUGUUACUGUAUCACUGCACGUGUAACACCGGGAUCCAAUCUCCGGUAUCACUGCAGGUAUA